CGUUCGGCGGACGCGCGCCGGUUUGGUUGUUUAAUGUUAUUGUUUAUUAUUUGUUCGAUGCCACGCGAUCAAACGGUUCUCGUGUUUCAAUUUAACGUUCGAAACGUGUCAACGGGGUUCGUGCAAAGACUCAUGAUUAUUUCAUGAGGUGGGAGUGUGAUAGUGAUGUGUUAAACGUUUCUCCUAUUAAAUUAACAAUAUAAAAGUAUACAUGCAUAUAUAUAUAUAUAUAUAUAUAUGUUUAUAUGUAUAUGUUUGUGUUAGUAGAAAGCUAAUAGUAGUGCAUUUGUAUCACCUGUGUAAACAGUGACGAACGUUUCUUGUGCAUCUGAAUACCGAAAAUAUAUAUUCUAUCUCAACGAGGAAGAGAGGAAGCUAGAGAGAGAGAGAAAGAAAGAGAGUAAGAGGGAGAGAGGGAGGGAGAUAAAGAUAGAAAGAAAGAAGAUAAUUAAUAAAUACGAAGGAAGAGAAAGACCGUAGAAACACAGACUUUCUUAUCUCUCUCUUGGGAUUCACACUCGGGACGAUUACAUUGCCAAAACAUAACAAAUAGUAAAUCUUCUAAACGACCGAUCAAGGAAAUUUCGAGGAACUAAACUCUUAUUGUUAGUUUCAUGGAAGUUGAUAAUAUAGGAAGGAGAAUGCAUUUUUUCUUGUCUUCUAAUGAAGACAACGUAAUAAUAGUAUAAUAAUAAUAAUAACAACAACAACAACAACAACAACAACAAUAACAAUAAUAAUAAUGAUGAUGAUGAUAAUCGAAAUCGAAACGUAGAAGAUACGUACAUAUAUAUUAUUAUUGUCGAGUUUCAAAUAAUCUCAUAGAACGAUAAUAUUAUAAAGCGAAGGAAAGACACAGUGCAAAAACUGAACGGCGCCUUCUCGAUCGUCGAACCGUCGCCUCGACCAAUAACGAACGUCGUCAUCUUCCCCCCUUCACCUUCAUCAUUAUUUUAUCUUUUUCUCUCUCUUUACGUGUACUCUGCUAUUUCGACGAAGAAAGAAGAAAAAGAAAAAGGAAGAAGAAGGAAAAGAAGGAGGAGGAGGAGGAGGGGGUGAUGAUGGUUUGGUGGGGGAGUUAAAUCGUAUGAAAUUUUUCGAGGUUAGAGGCGCCAUAGCAACGAUUCCGUGACCCGUGUAUGUGUGUGUUAAUUAAUUCGUCAUUAUUAAACGUGAUUCAGUCUCGUUUGAAUUUUGUUAUCCAUUGUGUGGAGGCAUUUAAAAGACAAUGUGGACUAUUGACUGAACGGGUAAUUUUUUGUUUUUCGGGAGGUGGUGGUGGUGGUGGGGGUGGGGGUGGUGGCGGAGGAGGCGAGGAGGAGGAAGAAGAAGAAGGGAGGAGCCGAUAGAGUAAAGUGAGAAGAAACAAAAGGCGGUGGAGAUGAUGAUGGCGCCACAGGUGGUGGGUGUUCUGCUGAAGAAGCCGGGACAGCAGAACCACCCGCGCAUAACGCCCCUCGAUCGACAGGAAACCAAGAUAAGGGGGGAGCUCUACGUCGAAAACCUGGCCGAGAGAAGGACCGUCUUAAUCAGGAUGGGAUGGUUGUGGGUCGAGGGUACUUCAAUGAAGUUACCCCUAAGGGCAUUGAACCUUCGUCAAGCGGCACCCAGUCUUUGUCAGCCUCAUGCCCUAGCCCUUGGAUUUACUCUGAGCAACUCUCAGGGGCAUUCGCUUGCUACGUUUUGGGCCGACACAGAACCGAUAUACUGGUCUUGGGUGAAAGCGAUAGCAGCAGAGUUGGUUAGACAGACUCCGUUUCGUGCUCGAAGAUGCCUGAACUUCCUCGAAAUCCUGACGAUUUGUCCAAGAAGUCCAGCACCAUUUCCGGAGAGUCUCACUGAAUCAAGGAGACGUUCACGAAGCGAACUUCGUUGUUGGCCGAUUGAAUCUCCGAUAGAAAGUAGUUCGAAAAAUUCUACGAGUAUACUCGAAGAAUCUAGAAGAAGAGCGAGAAGCGAGUUGCGCGGUUGGUCUAGCAGUAAUUCAAGCGACGAGGAUAAUUUAGGUGAAUUUCGUAGUAUACCGGCAAUAAUAACAACGAAGGAUCAAACUGUAACGAGAACAUGGGGUUGUAGCGAGAGUAGCGAAGGUAGUGACGACAGUCUUCCAUGGGGCGGUGGAAUUUGUCGAUCGAGUGUGGACUCCGUCGAUUCGACGAUCUCUUUGUCAGAACCAGAGACCAAAGAACAAAGGAUACAAAGGUACAAGGAAACGCGUAGACGAGAGAACGAAGCCAGAAGUCGUCGUGUAUUGGAAGAAGAUGCUAGAAGACGAAAAGCGAGAGCCGAGGAGAACAAUAAUGAGCUUCCAAAAAUAUACGGACCGAGAAAUAGAUAUUAUUCUGCAAAUGACAACGACGAUCUUAUUCAACGAUCACCGAAGAAGGAAUCACCGAUUGUUAAUGAGUCCACCGAGAUAGUUAGAAACGAAAACGUUAGAUUACCACCUGUCAAACCGGUCGAACCUUUCACGGUUAGAUUCGAAGAGAAUGAAAGACCCGAGGACAAUAAUAAUAAUAACGAUAGCAACAAUAAUAAUAACAAUAAUAAUAAUAAUAAUGGUAUUGUUGGAAACGAUCAAACCCGAUGCAAUAACAAUAACACCAAUGGCAUCUUAAGGACCGAUGCGAAUAACGAACGUAGAAGUCGAGCCAGAGAGAGGCGAAUUUUUCGUGAGAAGGGUCAAUCUCAACAGCCUCAACAAGUAACGAGUAACAACGUUGAGAGUUUGCAAGAACGAAAGGAACGAUUGGCUGCGAUAUCAUCAAGAAUACCGGUGCCGCGUCAGUUGUCUCAAGGAAACGAAAGAACAACCAUCGGUAGAUGCGUUACGAGUUCAUCAUUGAUGGAUGGUUGCAUGAGCUUGCCUAGAUCAUCAACGACAACAGCUCUGUCGAUAAUGAAGGAACCACCUUGCGAGGAGGACGUUGCUAGGCUAUUGGAAAGAUGUCAGAGGGUCGAUCAUUACGUACCGGUUCGUGAGAAGCUAACCCUGUUUGAAUCACUUUCGAGAUUAGGCGGUAGAUUGGCCAGAAGUACGGAGGAUCUUGGUAGAUCGGAAUCGAAACCGAGUCCAAGAGGAAAACAACGUGCCAGAUCUCUUCACGAUUUAAAUCGUGGCGCUAGGUCAGUACCGGUACGCGAAAUGUGCCGAUUUUUCGAAGGUGAUCUACGUGACACAGGUCAGAGCAAUACAAUUAACAACAAGUACACGACAUUGACAAAAACAUCAACUAGAUUCAGCGAUCCGCCGACGCCAACUAGAAACACAACAUGGAAGGAUAACUUGAUAUCUACGAAAAGCGACGCCCCAUGCGUUAGAACGUCUACGAGGAAGAAACAUUAUGCGAAAUGAUCAUUCUCGCGAUAAUAAUUAUUGCUUAAAAAGAAAUAAAAGAAUGACGUGUUCCUCUUGUUGUCUCUUUUUUUUUUCGAGGGAAGAAACGGAGAGAAAGUUUCUCGAUUGCGUUUAUUUCAACGAAGCUUUCAACGAUUCUAUCAUUUCGUACAUGCUCGUAUACGAUUGUUCGAUAAGUUAUGACAUGAAACUUAUGUUAUAAUAAAGAAGAUCGAGUCGAUAAUUAAUAACAUCUGAAAUAGAAGAAAAUAAGAAAUUCUUUGUAAAACAUUCUAAGAAAUUCUUGGUAAGAAUUGUUUCAUGGUAAGAGUACAAAAAAUCUUUUUCGAUACAAUAUCAAAUAUAAUUAUUAUUUCACGAUUUAAUUAUAUCCAAUUAUUUCAGUUGACGUGAUAAUUAUCGAUAAUUGAUAUAUAUAUAUAUAUAUAUAUAUAUAUAUAUAUAUAUGUGUAUAUAUAUAUGUAUACACACACCAUUUAUAUCGAAUCGUACUUUUUCUCUAAAACACAAUAACAAAAUUUAUGAAGAUAGUUGGUUCGAACAAGAAAAUUCGAAAAGGAAUAUCUUGAGUUAUAUAUGCGUUGUUGAGUACGUUUGACAAAAAAAGAAGAAAACGAAAAAAAAAAGAAAACGGAAAAAAAAAACAGAAAAAUUGAAAUCGACCGAGCGUUUUAUCGAUAUUAUUUUUCGAUUGAACACGAGAGAGAACUUCCUGUGAGAGAGAACAGAACGAGCAAAGAGCGAGCUCGAGAUCGAGCUAAGAUUUCCCGUCGAGAGAGACGGGACAAGAGAGGGAGUGGAGAGUGUGUGGGGGGUGAUGAAGGGGCAGGAGGAGAGGAGGGGGAAUCAGGGAAACCGGUAAUUUACGUUCACCGAGCGAUUGCAGCAAUGUCGAACACCUGUGUGGACAGCGCUGCUCUCCACGUAUAACACGUUGAUCGCCUUUACGGUCGACUUCUUUAAUUAUAUUUUUCUUUUUUCCCUUUUUUCACUCUUUUUUCCAUUCUUUUUUCAUUUUUCUUUUUUUUUCCUUUUUUCCCCUUUUGAUCGCCUUCGUGCCAUUUUUCUACGUACGAUAAACGUGAGUACUACGAGAAAACGGGAUUAUUUUCUCGAAUGGGAAUGUCGACAAGAGAAAGAAGAAAAACAAAGAAAAAAAAAAAGAAAAAGAAAUCAAAAAAACAUCAGUCGAAUCGAUAUCGUCUCGUAUUUCGUCUAGCAAAUUCAGAACAUCCGCUUGUUUGAUUACGUUACAACAAGGUUUGCUACAUUAUUACACUACUACUAUUACUAUUACUAUCAGAUACUGUUACUAUUACUCAUACAUCAACGUCGACUUCCGCUUAUUUCCAAUCGAAAUGAUCAUUUCCGUUCUCGUUUCUCUUUCCCCUUCGUUCUUUUCCUCUCUCUUUCUCUCUCUCUCUCUCUCUCUCUCUCUCUCUCUCUCUCUCUCUCUCUCUCUCUCAACUUUGAAAGCGAUCUAAUAAUUUCACUUUCCUAUACGACGAACUUCUCGAAAAUCUUUUGUAAUUAUAAAAAUAUUCCGUUAAAAUCUUUUUCGAAGGGUUGUUUGUUUAUAAAUCAACGAUAGAAAGAAAUUGGUAACGAUGAUGACAAUGUCGUACUUCCUUAUUGAUUUGUUGUUCUUUUUUGUCGUUCAUAUAUAUACACACACACAUAUAUAUAUAUGUAAUAAUAAUAAUAAUAAUAAUAAUAAUAAUAAUAAUAAUAAUGAUAAUAAUAAUAAUAAUAAUAAUAAUAAUAAUAAUAUUAAUAUUAAUAUUAAUAUGUGUAUAUUCUUCUUUCACGUUUUCGAAGCAGUCUUAAGCGAUAGGUAUGGUACUGCUUGACACGUGAAUUCUAUAAGGAAGAAAAAAAAAAAAGAAAAAAAAAACAAGAAAAAAGAAAAAGAAUUCGUAUCGAAAUAAAAAGGAAAGACCACCGUCUCAUUCUUAGUUUUCUUUCGUGAAUUUUGUAAAUAGAAUUUUUGAACUCGUAAGUCGGAUUUAUCGUUGUUCCUUCUUGCGAUCUUCGACGAAUGCGUUUAUUUAUUGAAAUUGUUUAUUAAGAUUCUCUCGUCAAAUUGUAUCUCGUUGUUCAAGAUCGGGGAUCUGUAUAUAUGUAUGUAUAUAUACACACACAUAUAUAUAUAUGUAUAUAUAUAUGUAUAUAUAUAUGUAUAUAUAUAUGUAUAUAUAUAUGUAUAUAUAUAUGUAUAUAUAUAUAUGUAUAUAAAUAUAUAUAUAUAUAUGUGCGAAAAAAAAAUAAUAAUAAAAAAAUAAAAAAAUAGACAAAAAAGGAAAAAGAAAAAAUAAUAAUAUAAUAAAAUAUAAAACUGAUAGAAACAAAUUUGGAAAGGGAUCCUCGAUCUUUCACGAACGAUUCUUGCUCUUUUCCCUUUAUUCACAUUGCGUACGAUCAAGAAAUGAAUAAUUUAAAUAUAUAUAUAUACACACACACACAUAUAUAUAUAUAUAUAUAUAUGUUUAUUAUUUUUAUGUUGUAUUAUAUUUUAUUUUCUUUCUUUCUUUUUCUUUCCUUUUUUUGUACAGUUCGUUAAAUAUAAUUUCGGAAUUAUCGAGAGUAGGCGAUUAAUAUCCUUCCGAAGAAAGGAUAAUUUCUUUUGUUUUCUUUUUUAUCUUUUUAUUUAUGCGUGUUAAUUGAAAAAUACAAGCUAAGUAUGCACUUGGUGGUGUGAGAAAGAGAGGAUAAGACGAAGAAAAAAAAACAAACAAAAAUUGAAAAAAAGCAAAAAAAACGAAACAAAAAAAUGAAACGAGGAAAGAAUAAUAAUAUUACAGGACUAAUGCACGCGUGUGUCCAAUAAGAGAAUGAGGAGCAAUUAUAAUAACUUAAGGACUAAUUUAUUCUCAUUUCAUUUAUUCCUUUCGAUUGAACUUUCGAAUGAAACAUUUGAAAUCCUUCGACGAGGACGAACUUAUCCUUUCACCCACCUAACCCACCUCUCUCUCUCUCUCUCUCUCUCUCUCUCUCUCCGUCUCUCUCUCUUUCUCUCUCUCGAUCGAUCGUUGUAAAUCGAAUUUCAUGCGUGCUUGUAAAUUCUAGUCAAAGAUCGCGAUUAAGAACGAUCGAGAAUUAGAUAAUCAGAUGAAUAUAUUUUUUUCUUUUUACUUUUUCCGAUCGUUGAAAUCCCAUUCAUCGAAUAUACGAUUACGAAAAAGAACGUAUCGAUCUUUCGUAUUUCGAUAUUUAACUAUACCUAUCGAUAAUAAAUCAAUCAAUUAUUUACAAUAAGAUUGACUGCAAAAAGAUCGUUACGUUUGAUAAUAAUUUCAUUCAUUAAUCGUCGAUAAAUACAUUACGAAAGAGUUCGAUUGAUUUGUAAAAAUAAUAGAUUAUUAUUCAACUACUCGUUGAAUGAUUUCCUCGUAAAUAAUAAAAUAAACACACAUAUACGCGCACGCGCGCGCACACACACAUAUACACUCACACACAUAUAUACACGCACAAUUCUUAUAAUUUAUCUCCUCCUCUCGAUAAAAUAAUAAAUGUUAACGUGUUUCUUCGAUCGUUGAAUGUCGUUUCUGCAUUUGUAUUUACGUUUGUUGUAAUAAAAGGGACGAGUAAUGAGCGUUACGUAAAAGCA
Messenger RNA from Vespa crabro (European hornet), 6965 nucleotides. RefSeq lists its product as uncharacterized. Bases 1382 to 3355 code for a protein of 657 amino acids. The record is from RefSeq and is a predicted model, not a curated record. Lineage: Eukaryota; Metazoa; Arthropoda; Insecta; Hymenoptera; Vespidae. The transcript has 3 exons.